This is a messenger RNA of Tarenaya hassleriana, 1486 nucleotides long. Its product is annotated as protein SYM1. The transcript has 7 exons. Gene Ontology annotation, cellular component: membrane; cytoplasm. The coding region runs from base 57 to 1007 and encodes 316 amino acids. Lineage: Eukaryota; Viridiplantae; Streptophyta; Magnoliopsida; Brassicales; Cleomaceae. The record is from RefSeq and is a predicted model, not a curated record.
UUUCCUCCAUCAGCUUUUGGAAAAAAAAAAACCCUUCCCUUGCGACGUGAAUAACCAUGGCAGCUCUGUGUUUCCCAACGAUCAUAGCCUCCGGGAAGAUUUCUCCGGGGAUAAGAAUCGGCAGUCCAUUUGACCCGUUUAAGAACCCUAAACGAUUGAUUCCAAGGCGGAGGAAUUUGAUUGUUGCCUCGAUCACUGAGGACCGGGAAGCGAUCGAUGCGAAGGCUCCCAGCUCCAGAGGUGAAUCAGAAAAAGAAGAAGAUGAGGCUGAAGAUGGAGACACCGAUCGGCUUAUGAGCCGAGGAAUCAACGCGGCCAUAGUUCUCGGCGCCGGCACCGUUGCCGUCACCAGGCUGCUAACUAUUGAUCAUGAUUAUUGGCAUGGUUGGACCCUCUACGAGAUACUACGGUAUGUACCUGAACACAACUGGAUUGCAUACGAGCAAGCUCUCAAAACAAACCCAGUGUUGGCCAAAAUGGCAAUAAGCGGGAUUGUGUAUGCCUUAGGUGAUUGGAUCGCUCAAUGUUAUAAAGGGAAACCUCUCUUUGAGUUUGAUCGGACUCGAAUGUUCAGAUCCGGCCUGGUUGGAUUCACACUACAUGGCUCGCUAUCUCAUUACUACUACCAGUUCUGUGAGGCUCUCUUUCCCUUCCAAGAUUGGUGGGUGGUUCCUGCCAAAGUGGCGUUUGAUCAAACUGCAUGGUCAGCAGUCUGGAACACUAUCUAUUACGUGGUUCUUGGGCUCUUGCGUUUUGAAUCCCCGGCUAACAUUUUCAGCGAAAUCAAGACAACAUUUUGGCCCAUGCUCACUGCUGGUUGGAAGCUGUGGCCAUUGGCUCAUCUGAUUACCUACGGUGUAAUCCCAAUUGAUCAAAGGCUUCUUUGGGUGGAUUGUAUAGAACUCAUCUGGGUCACUAUUCUUUCGACUUACUCUAAUGAAAAUUCAAAGGCACGCACAUCAGAAGCAAAAUCCAGCCCUCCUUCCAGCAGCCAUACUGAGGACUAGACAAAAACAUGAAAUCAGCUUCUAGUGCUUCACUCUCACCAGUAAGAAGGAAGACGAUAUACAUAUAUAUUUAUAGAUGCUGGAAAAUCGACAAGCUUUCUACUGCCUCCACCAGAGGGUUUUGUCUAAUCCUUCUCAUCCAUUCCUAUUGGGAUCAUACCGAUGAUUUCGUAGCAAGAAUCAAAUUCAAGAUAUGGAGAUACGGUCACUGCCAAAGUAGACGCAUAUGAUCAGCCAGUCCAGAUAUUGAUGUGAGUUAUGAAACCAGAAUGGUGUUGCUUGCUGCUAUUGUUGUUGUGGGUCACCUCCAAAGUUAAACUCUGUAACAUUUCAACGGUCUAAAAGUCUUUUAUGUUCAAGAGAAGUCUUAGGUGGUCGGAUCCCGUCUCUCUUUGCAUUCGAAGAAAAGACACUCUACAUACUGUGCAUCGAAAUUUAAUUAUUUUCUUAAAUGCUUGCCAGAGCAGUCAAAUUAAAUA